AUGGGUCGGGCGUUUACGAGCACUCGUGGCGCUAAGCGGACAGAACCAGCUGGGAGGGAAAGGGGAGGGGAAAACGCGUUAGAGGAGAUUCGCUAUGCUGCAUUCACGGCUGAUGGCAGCUACGUGGCAGUGGCCACGUCAGCAGGUUUCAAGAUAUUCCGCUGUGCUGACGUGGCGCAGCCCGUCGUGAGCCACCUUGGCGUGGGCCCGAUAAAGAUCGUGGAGCUCACUCUCAUCGCGCCACGUGGCGCACCACCAUUAAUCGCAUUCGUUGGCACUGGAGACACGCCGCACCUGUCGCCUCGAGAGCUGCAUCUAGCUUCCGUCGCCCAUCCAGCCUUCCCACCUCCUCCCUCCACCUCCCCUACUUCUUUAUCUCCCUCCUCUCUCACCCCUCUCGGCACCCUCUCCUUCCUCACCAUCAUCACUGCCGUCCGUCUCAACCACUCCAGGCUACUGGUCCUGCUCGAAUCCAGGCUAUUAGUGCAUGACGUCUCCCCUCAGGGUGUUGCUGCCGGCUUCCCUCUCCUGCUCUCCCUCACUGUCGCCCCCAACCCUAAUGGCAUAUGUGCCCUGAGCCCUCUCUCGCCUCCCCCUUCUUCAUUCCCUUCUUGCCAAACGUCCUCCCUGCUUGUGUCCCCUCCCAGGCAUCUCCCUGUCUCUCCUCGCCCCCUCUCCCGCUCCUCCUCCCAUUCGUCAGGUUCCCCUGUUCCGUUUUCUCCCUCUGCCAUUCUCCCCUCCCCUGACCCUCCCAGGCAUCUGCUUUUGGCCAGAUCAACUCAUGACGGGUCGAUCGAUCGCAGCCACUCAAAUCGCUCCCUUCUGCCCGCCCCGUCCCGCUUCCUUUUCUUUCUUCCCCAGAUCAAGGCUCACGACGGGCCGAUCGCAGCUGUUGAAAUCACCUCGCUGCUCCCAACCCUUCCAUCUCCUCUGCGGCAAAAUGAGCCGAAUUUUCAAGGGGACGGGGAGGAGGGAGGAGGGGAGGACGGGGAGGGGGAAGAAGGGGGAGAGUGGGGGAAUGAGGAGGGAGGAGGAGGGGGGAGGGAGCUGCUGGCGUCAGCAUCUGCCAAGGGCACUGUGAUUCGGGUGCACUGCAUCCGGACAGGCAACAAGCUCUCUUCUUUCAAAAGAGGCGCCUACCCUGCUGCUAUCUUCUCCGUCUCCUUCGUUUCUCUCACCAGCAGCACCGGCACUGCCCAUAUCUUCCACCUCCCCAUCUCCACCUCCUCUCUCUCUUCACACUCUUCACACUCCUCUCCCUCCUCUCAUUCCAGUUCCCCCUCUUCCUCCUCCACCUCAUCCCCUUCGUCUGCUGAUUACCCUGCUGGGAGCUCUACUGGCAGGAGGCACAGCGAUGUGACUGUGCACCAUGUGACUGCAGCGGGGGAAGAGAGCAUCUGUGCCAUGGCUGUAUGCUCUACUAUGCCACAUCAGGCGCAACAGUAUCAGCAGCAACAGCAGCAGCACCAACAACACCAGCACCAACAACACCAGCAGCAGCAGCAGCAGCAGCAGCAGCAGCAGCAGCAGCAGCAGCAACAGGGGAUGUAA
Molecule: messenger RNA, 1551 nt
Organism: Closterium sp. Naga37s-1
Lineage: Eukaryota; Viridiplantae; Streptophyta; Zygnematophyceae; Desmidiales; Closteriaceae
Source: the annotation of a GenBank genome assembly